Hyaena hyaena (striped hyena) is the source of this 1386-nucleotide messenger RNA. It is a transcript of the gene USH1G, whose product is annotated as USH1 protein network component sans. Bases 1 to 1386 code for a protein of 461 amino acids. Gene Ontology annotation, molecular function: protein binding. The record is from RefSeq and is a predicted model, not a curated record. Lineage: Eukaryota; Metazoa; Chordata; Mammalia; Carnivora; Hyaenidae. The transcript is spliced from 2 exons. Gene Ontology annotation, biological process: sensory perception of light stimulus; sensory perception of sound; equilibrioception.
AUGAACGACCAGUACCACCGGGCAGCCCGGGAUGGCUACCUAGAGCUCCUCAAAGAGGCCACCAGGAAGGAGCUGAACGCCCCCGACGAGGAUGGCAUGACUCCCACCCUUUGGGCUGCCCACCAUGGCAACCUGGAGUCGCUGCGCCUCAUCGUGAGCCGAGGGGGUGACCCAGACAAGUGUGACAUCUGGGGCAACACGCCCCUGCACCUGGCAGCCUCCAAUGGCCACCUGCACUGCCUGUCCUUCCUGGUGUCCUUCGGGGCCAACAUCUGGUGCCUGGACAACGACUACCACACGCCGCUGGACAUGGCCGCCAUGAAGGGCCACAUGGAGUGCGUGCGCUACCUGGACUCCAUCGCGGCCAAGCAGAGCAGCCUCAACCCCAAGCUGGUGGGCAAGCUGAAGGACAAGGCCUUCCGCGAGGCGGAGCGGCGCAUCCGCGAGUGCGCCAAGAUGCAGCGCAAGCACCACGAGCGCAUGGAGCGGCGCUACCGCCGCGAGCUGGCCGAGCGGUCCGACACCCUCAGCUUCUCCAGCCUCACGUCCAGCACCCUGAGCCGCCGGCUGCAGCACCUGGCGCUGGGCAGCCACCUGCCCUACUCGCAGGCCACGCUGCACGGCACCGCCAGGGGCAAGGCCAAGAUCCAACGGAAGCUGGAGCGGCGCAAGCAGGGUGGCGAGGGCACCUUCAAGAUCUCCGAGGAUGGCCGCAAGAGCGUGCGCUCGCUCUCGGGCCUGCAGCUGGGCAGCGACGUGAUGUUCGUGCGCCAGGGCACCUACGCCAACCCCAAGGAGUGGGGCCGCUCCCCGCUCCGGGACAUGUUCCUCUCGGACGAGGACAGCGUCUCCCGUGCCACGCUGGCGGCCGAGCCUGCCCACUCGGAGGUCAGCACCGACUCAGGCCACGACUCCCUGUUUACACGGCCCGGCCUGGGCACCAUGGUGUUCCGCAGGAACUACCUGAGCAGCGGGCUGCACGGGCUGGGCCGCGAGGACGCGGUGCUGGACGGCGGGGGCGCGCCGCGAGGCCGGCUGCAGAGCUCCCCCAGCCUGGACGACGACAGCCUGGGCAGUGCCAACAGCCUGCAGGACCGCAGUUGCGGGGAGGAGCUGCCCUGGGACGAGCUGGACCUGGGCCUGGAUGAGGACCUGGAGCCCGAGACGAGCCCACUGGACACCUUCCUGGCCUCUCUGCACAUGGAGGACUUCUCCUCCCUCCUGCGGCAGGAGAAGAUUGACCUCGAGGCACUGAUGCUGUGCUCUGACCUUGACCUCCGCAGCAUCAGCGUCCCCCUGGGGCCCCGCAAGAAGCUUCUGGGGGCCGUGAGGAGGAGGAGGCAGGCGCUGGAACGCCCACCGGCUCUGGAGGACACAGAGCUGUGA